AAACAUUCCUAGAAAACAAAUACAUAACUACUCAUUUUAGCUUUAGAGCACAGCCAUGGCACCUUCAGAAAACUCAGGCAGCAGUGGCAAACACAGUGUAGUCGUGACAGCUCUAGACGGAGUCAUAAAUGUGAACUCACUCUUUACCAUUGCCAUUUUUGUGGGACUAUCUCUUGCAUCUCCAGGGCAAAAGAGCCUCAACAGUAGCGAACGCUGUCAGCCAGGGAUUCUAACAGUUAAACAAUUAGUAAUCUUUGAGGUGCUUUCGUUCAGUUUCUUCCUCUUCUCAUCACUAGUAGCACAGGCCAUAAAACUCUCCCUCAAUCUUCUCUAUAGCGAAGAUCUGUCUCAUGGUUUCAGUGUUAUUGUCAAUGGUACACUCCUUAGAGCAGGAAUGUUGAUGACAGCCAUUUCCUCUGUUAUGGGGUGCUUGUUUCUUAUGGUUUCAAUGUUGAAUGUGAUUGAGAUCAAAACUGGGAUGCUAUUCUGUGGAGCUAAGUCUACAAUUAUAUCAGUUACUUUCCUCAUAAUCUUCGUUUCGUCUGGUCUUUUGGUGUAUAUUUCUGCUGCAUGGUAUGCAUUUAUCCACGCAAACGUCCACCCCCAUGAAAACAGGACUGCUUGAUUUGUCAAGCUCUCUAGUUCUAUCAAAUCCUAUUUUGUUUUCUAAUAACAGCGGUGUUGGAUUAGUUUGUGUGCACUUCAACCAUUCUAUUAAACAUUUGCUACCUCACAGGAGCUUCA
Messenger RNA from Solanum stenotomum, 744 nucleotides. RefSeq lists its product as uncharacterized. The record is from RefSeq and is a predicted model, not a curated record. The coding region runs from base 56 to 625 and encodes 189 amino acids. The transcript is spliced from 2 exons. NCBI's taxonomy places the organism in Eukaryota, Viridiplantae, Streptophyta, Magnoliopsida, Solanales, Solanaceae.